UUCGUUUUUCAAUCUCUUGUGUAUGCGUAGUUCUCUGUUCGUUAUUUGUAAAUCCGAUGUGGAAAAAAUAACUUGGCGAAAAAAGCAAAAACCUAGUUGAAAAUCUUUUAGAAAAAUCAUCAAAAUUAACAUCAGUGAAGUAAACAACGAACUCUUUAACAAUUUUUAAUAGUGAUAAAAGCCUUUACGAGUCGAAAACUACGCCGUAUCGCUUGAUUUAUUUUCAAGUCGUACUUUGUUUUCAAUUUCAAUCGUGCAUGCAUUUAAUUUUACAUUUUGAAUCGAGGAUAUGUUGUCUAAUUAGGAAAAGGAAAAAUACAUCAAAGAGACCAUUUUUAUUUUGCUUUCCAAUAAGAAAAUUUAUCGAAUAAUUUCUUCGUCCUCGGCCCCGUUUCGUUUUAUCAUGAUGUGAAAAUACUUUCAGUGAAAACUAUCCAUUAUUACAGUUGAAAAUUCAACUACGAAAAUAGCUAUAUCAAAGACAAGGAUAGCUAUACCCAUCGAAUGCAAUUUAGUGUGUUUAAACAAUUAAGUGAGUGUAAAAGAGAAAACCAGAGCAAUUUGUGUCAUUUUUGUUUUUGACAUUUCGUUUUCAUUAUUGUCUGUCUCGUUUCGCCUUAAUAGAAAAAAAGCGAGAGCAAAACGAUCAUCCAAAUUUCGCUGAGGGAAAUUAUAAGACAAGACCAUCCCCCACCACACAACUCGUUAAGUUUUUGAAGUGAAGAAAAACGAAAUUGUUUUGUUUUAUUUUUCUCCUUCGAAUUCGAACAAAUUGAAAUUUUGCCUUGUUGGUGCGUGAAUGUGAAAAACUGAAAAUGAUGAAAAGUAUCAGAAGCCAUUAAUUUUGAUAAAUUUUUAAUGCUGCAUUAAUUCUAAUUGAAGUGAUCAAAAAUUAAGAGAAGAAAUAAUCGAAAGCAAUUGGAAAAGAAGUCGAAAGAGCCCAAGGCUGUUGAUUUAGUUGGAAUUGUAUCAAGUCAAGUGCAUUACACCAAAAACAAGAAGAACGAACAGUGCCAGGCAUUAGCAACAGAAAAAUAGAAAAACAGAAAAAUAACCAAAGCAAUAUUAAUUGUUCGAGCACCAAUUAGGACGUCGGCAGCGGUGACACUGUGAAUAAUUUAGUUUGAAAUAGCUAGUCGACUGUGAGUUGUGAGUGCUAAGUGCUGAAACUGAGAGGGAGCCCUUGAAACAAGUAAAGACAAUCAAAAAACGAGUGACCCAGCAGCAGUAGUAGCAGCAGAAGCAGUCAUGGAUUCGGACGAUGAUGUUUUCGAUAAUGAUAAUGUCGACUCUGGCAAUGUCUCGAGCGGUGAUGAUGAAGAUGACGACUUUGCCAUGGAAGUAGACGUUCCCAAUUCGAAGGAACGUCAACAGGAGCCCGAGGAGUACCAGUACGAGGUGCUGACCACAGACCAGAUAGUCCAACACAUGAUCGAUUGCAUCAAUGACGUGAACGUUGUUGUUAAUUUGCCAAGGACCAUAACCAGAAUUUUAUUAAAUCACUACAAAUGGGAUAAGGAGCGACUUAUGGAGCGAUAUUUCGAUGGCAAUCAAGAAGAUUUCUUCAGAGAAGCGCAUGUUAUAAACCCGUUUAUUAAAUCGAAUUUAGUAAACAAACCAAAGCAACAGAUAUCGUCCUCUGUAGCUGAAGAAUGUGAAAUAUGUUUUACUUUGCUGCCACCGACGACAAUGACAGGCUUGGAGUGUGGCCAUCGUUUUUGCAAGACUUGCUGGGGCGAGUAUCUCACAACGAAAAUCGUGACCGAAGGAAAUGGUCAAUCGAUUGCUUGUGCAGCCCAUGGCUGUGAUAUAUUGGUCGACGAUGUUACUGUUACCAAAUUAGUAACCGAUCGCAGGGUGAAAGUCAAAUAUCAACAACUCAUAACAAAUAAUUUUGUGCUGUGCAAUCGGCUUUUGCGCUGGUGUCCGUCCGUGAAUUGCACCUAUGCGAUUAAAGUGACAUACGUGGAUGCACGUCCGGUGCGCUGCAAGUGUGGUCACUCGUUUUGCUUUGAUUGUGGCGAGAACUGGCACGAUCCGGUGCAAUGUAGGCUUUUGAGGAAAUGGAUUAAGAAGUGUGAUGACGACUCAGAAACAUCUAACUGGAUAGCAGCCAAUACCAAGGAGUGCCCCAAGUGUAAUGUGACGAUCGAAAAGGAUGGUGGCUGCAACCAUAUGGUUUGUAAAAAUCAGAACUGCAAGCAUGAGUUCUGUUGGGUGUGCUUGGGCUCGUGGGAACCACACGGCUCUUCAUGGUAUAAUUGCAAUCGCUUCGACGAAGACGAGGCUAAAGCAGCACGAGAUGCUCAGGAAAAAUUGAGAUCUUCAUUAGCGAGGUAUCUUCAUUAUUACAAUCGCUAUAUUAAUCACAUGCAGUCGUUGAGGUUCGAGAAUAAAUUGUAUGCUUCUGUUAAGCACAAAAUGGAAGAAAUGCAACAACACAAUAUGUCAUGGAUCGAGGUCCAAUUUCUUAAAAAAGCUGUCGAUAUUCUUUGUCAAUGCCGUCAGACUCUCAUGUACACAUACGUUUUUGCGUAUUAUCUCAAAAAGAACAAUCAGUCCAUGAUAUUUGAAGACAACCAAAAAGAUCUGGAAAGCGCCACAGAGAAACUCUCUGAAUAUUUGGAACGUGAUAUUACAUCAGAAAAUUUGGCGGACAUCAAACAAAAAGUUCAGGAUAAAUACAGGUAUUGUGAGAAGCGUAGGAAAGUCCUAUUGGAUCAUGUUCACGAAGGUUACGAAAAAGAAUGGUGGGACUACACAGAUUGAUAAGCCUAAAAGGCCAAGCAAUAUUUUGUUAACCACACAGCACCUAAAACUUUGAGAACAGACAAACAAGCGCUUAAUAAAAACAACAAAUUUUGUUUUACAGACCCCACAGAGAAAACAAACAUCAAAGCAAAUAUUAGAAAGAGAAUAGUUUUAUAGAAACAAUAAAAGAAAAAGCAAUUCAGGUGUGAUGUGUGAGAGAAAAGAAAUAAUAAAAAAGAAAACAAUUUCAAUCGUAAUUCACUAGUUUACAAUCUCUUCUUUUUGUGUGAAGAUUGUAUUUUGAUUUUCUGUUCUUGUUGUAAUUUAGAAAGAACAAAACUUAAAAAUAUAAAAUAAAAAAAAAUAAAAGCAAAAAAAAGAAAGAAAACCAAAACAACCCCACCCGACCCCAUCAAAUGGAGGCGCGGCGCCGUGUGUAAUCCUUGUAAAUAAAAAAUUCUAGAAGAAAACAAUUUUAACAUAAAAUUAAUUGUAAGAAAUAUAAAAA
This is a messenger RNA of Eupeodes corollae, 3259 nucleotides long. RefSeq names its product E3 ubiquitin-protein ligase ariadne-1 (gene ari-1). The record is from RefSeq and is a predicted model, not a curated record. Gene Ontology annotation, cellular component: nucleus; cytoplasm; ubiquitin ligase complex. Gene Ontology annotation, biological process: protein polyubiquitination; positive regulation of proteasomal ubiquitin-dependent protein catabolic process; ubiquitin-dependent protein catabolic process. NCBI's taxonomy places the organism in Eukaryota, Metazoa, Arthropoda, Insecta, Diptera, Syrphidae. The coding region runs from base 1249 to 2769 and encodes 506 amino acids. Gene Ontology annotation, molecular function: ubiquitin conjugating enzyme binding; zinc ion binding; ubiquitin protein ligase activity. The transcript has 8 exons.